Messenger RNA from Dujonia railenensis, 1515 nucleotides. The record is from the annotation of a GenBank genome assembly. Lineage: Eukaryota; Fungi; Ascomycota; Pichiomycetes; Serinales; Debaryomycetaceae.
AUGUCUUCCAAUCCUCUAAAGCAAUCCCGAAGGAGGAACUUAGAGCUUUCUAUAAAAGGCUUGCAUGAAAAGAAUCAGCUUUUCUUUAAACACGCAUCACCUCUUACAGAUCUAAGUGAUUUGAAAGCAGCUCCUACUCCUUUACAUUUCGCUAUUAUAGAACUUUUGUCGACAGAAAUGGCUUAUUGUGAAGAUUUGAAGUCUUUGGUGGAUGUGUAUUCCGGACUACUCUUUAAAAGUACUGAAUACGAAAACAUCUUGAUGCAAAGAGAGAAAGAAUUGUUGUUUCAAAACGUUUUGCUGUUAGAAAUCAUUUCCGAUAAAUUCGUGAAGAGACUAAAAGAAUACUUGAAAUCAAUAUCUUCAACCACAGGUUCAUUCGAGUACGAUGGAGGGGGACUAGAGUUAGUGCUCGGAGCAGAUUUGAAAAGGUUGAAUUUGGGCAGUUUGAUCUCCCGGGAGUUAUGUGAUAAUAAAGAAUACCGAACCCAAAUGAACUCUUUUAUUGUAACCCAGCAGUUUCGAUUGAAGUUUUUGGAACAUGAAAAAAGGAAUGGUGGUGUAUUAUUUGAUCGAUGGUUGAAGGAAUCUGAUUUAUACUGUACCAGGCAGGAUAGAAAUGGUGAUGCUAUAAGUUUGCAGUCUUUGCUUUCAAAACCGAUUCAACGGUUUUCCAAAUACCCGCCAUUGUUGAAGAGGAUUUUAGACGAGGGCGACAAAAUUUGGACUCCGAUCCAGAAGCAUGAACUUAGUGUUUGUCUAAUCAAGUUGAGCCAAAUGUUGCAUUCAUGUAACCAGUCAAUUCCAGUGGAAAAUUGGCCAGACUGUGAUAGUUUGAUAUUUGCAGAGGACGAGCCAUAUUCAUUCGUGGACCAUGGUGAGCUUCUCGUAGAGUUCAAAGCACUGACGGAUAUGCUAGGUAGAUUGCUUGAGGCGAUUGAGUUACUCAGCAGGUCGAUUCUAAACUUUUCAAACGAGAGCUACAGGUAUGCUAGGGCAUGGAACGAAUUGUGUAACAGUUCAAUGGAAGACGGUUGCACUUUGAAUGGCGUAGCGGUGCAAAUGUGUACCCCCUAUGAAAGCUAUUGCGAUAAGAGCACUACCCAGCUACGAACUGCAAUCAAGCUAGUAGCUCAAGAAUUUGAAGAUAGGAUUAUAAAGAGAUUGAAAAUGGCGGUGGGUAUGUGCAAGGAUGUAGAGAUCAAGAUCAACCUGCGUCAGAAGCUUAGUAAGAGCUAUAUGUUGUAUACUCUGAAGAAAGAGAGUAAUUCUAGUUGGAGGCGUUCAGCGCAGAAGUAUAUACUACUAGACAACAGGCUAAAGGACCAGCUUCCAAAACUCAAAGCAUACAUAGAAGAGUUUUGCAUUGGAAUAGAGACUGAGACGGGAAAGGCUCUUCUACAGUGGGUAGAGAUCUACGCUGGACAGAGUUCGCUGACUCGAUCCAGGCAUGUUUCUGAAAUUGUGCAACAAUACAGAGACACUAUAAAAAUGUCCGGCAUGAAGUUCCAUUAG